GCCCUGCACGGACGUCUGCUCCCCCCGCCGGUUCCUCCUCAGCCGGCACAGCGACUGCGACCUGUCAGUGGGAGGGGGACCUGCAGCUCGAACAGCUUCCAUGCUGAAGAAUUGAGACGCAUCAAGGCACUUGGCUGUGUGCACCUUUGGACAAACAAUUGACGAUCUUUCAUCUAAGACACUGAACGUGGAUUAAAGACAACCAAGAUCCUUACAAUGGAUGAGUCUACAGAGGUCCGAACAGACGGCAAUUCUCUGCUAAAGGCGGUCUGUCUGAGUCGUCUGCGUCUGACUCGGCUGCUCUUGGAGGGAGGGGCCUACAUAAAUGAGAGUAAUGAACAUGGCGAGACACCGCUUAUGGUGGCCUGCAAGACACACCAUACAGAUUCACAGAGUGUACCCAAGCACAAGAUGGUUCGGUAUCUUUUGGAAAAUGGUGCCGAUCCAAACAUCCAAGACAAGACAGGGAAAACAGCUCUGAUGCACGCAUGCCUCGAACAAGCUGGAUCUGAAAUUCUGUCACUCCUUCUGAGCAGUGGAGCUGAUCCAACUCUGGAGGAUCAUGCAGGCUUAUCAGCAUUGGUUUAUGCGGUCAAUUUAGGAAAGAGGGAUGUCCUCAGGGUCCUCAUGGAUGCCUGUAAAGUAAAGGGUAAAGAAGUUAUUAUCAUCACCACCAACAAACUACCAUCCGGCCAUCAGGUGACAAAACAGUACCUCAAUGUCCCUCCACCUCCUGACCUUGAGGAGCGUCUCCUUUAUAACGACACAUCUUGUUCCAUGUCUGCAUAUGAGGUCCAGCUACAAACACAGGGCUCCUCAGCAAGUGCUUCUCUCCAGCCUGGUAGCCUCCUUCUUGGCCAUAGGGAUUCUCAGUGUUCAUGCUCAGGCCCUGUCCUAAUCGCAUCUCAACCAGGUUCUCCAAUCCAACACCCUUGUCCUUUACGUGGUCCUGGUGGUGAUAAGCGACCUAAUCUCCAUAGGCUACACUUAGAGUCGUGGUCGAAAAGUCCUUCCCUGCUGCUCCAGCAGAGCCAGACCUCCUCUCUGACAGAGGAGCCAGUGGAAGUCAAACCCAAGGAGGAGUGGUCUUUCAGAUUCAGUAGCCUUACAACACACGGAAGACCUGCCUUUUCACGCCACCAGAGUAUCGAUGUUAAAGACACAAAGGGGAUUCUGAAAGCACUAGAGAACAUGUCAGGAAAUGAGAAUAGGGGAGGAGGUGGAAGAAGAGGCUUUGGUAGAAAGAUGUCAUAUGACAGUGCUGCGAGUUCACUGCAUUCUGCUUCACACCCAGACCUGCAUCACGAUAGUCUCCCCUUUCCUAAUGAAUCCAGUCCUGUGAAUGAAGAUUCCUCUGACUGUCUUAGACAACUGAAUGUUUCAAGUCUGCAAAAUGUGGUCCGUCGGCGAGACAUUGGUAUGAACCACUACAGUUCUGAUUCUCAUUUGCCACAAUUUGUCUGCCGAGACAAUAGCUCCAAGAAUGGUGGUAGAGCUGGAAUGGGACCAGAAAAGCACAAGCUGGUCAACAGUAGGUCCUCCACUCUGUCAGGAUCCAAGGAAUCCUUGGAGAGCUCUGUCCAGAGACGAGACCCAGCAAUGCAGGAGCGAAGGGGCUCAGGGGCCCAUCUUCUGGAUCGCAUUGCCCACACCCGCCCUGGAUACCUCCCUCCACUGAAUCCCCAUGCUCCUAUACCAGAUAUCGGGGUCAGCUCUUCCUCUUUGAGUGGAAGUAGCAAGUCACUGAACGGUGUACUCACAGGGUCAAAGCCUAAUAUACCCUGCGCACCUGUUUUCCAGAGGAAUGUAAAUGCCAAGAAAAUGCUGUGGAGACGUCAUUCAAUGCAGAGUGAGCAGAUAAAACAGCUGGGAAACUUUGAGGAAACUUUUGACCUCUAGAAUAAAGUUUUGCAUGGAUCAGAGGAAGAUGUAUGUGCCCUUACCAGUAUCAUGCUUUACUGUACUGUACGUAUCGUACCAUUGCUGAUGGCAGGUCAUGCUUUAGUGUCUGCGUGCCAGCAUAUACAGGAACAGGGCAGUGUCUCCACCCCUGUGUGUGUGUGUGUGUGUGUGUGUGUGUUUGUGUGUGUGUCUGUGUGUGUGUGUGUGCACGCGCGCAGGAAUGAGAAAAAAUAGAGAGAGAACAGAUGCAGUUACACAACUAAGGUAAAAACAAAACUAUGGCCCUGGAAACAGUUGAUUCAAAUUAGUUGAUUUCAAACUUUAAAACGUUGAUUUAAAACGUCAGGGUGUCUAAAGCUAUAUACAACUUAAAUUUAAGAUGUUUAAAAUAUCUACAUAUGCAGCAAAUAGCAUUAAAAGGCUCAAGAUAUGAAAAUUGUUUUUUAGCAAUAUUUCAUCAAGAAAUGAAUCCGCUAAAAGACAAACUAAUUUGUUUUAUUUACGUUUAUUUAUCUUUUUCUGUCCGCUGGACAAAAAGAUUGAGUACGAGCUUCUGACUCCAACAAAAGUCACUUGGGUUAGAAAAGACAGUCAACUGUUUUCUGGUAUUUCAAAUAAACAUGUUUGCAUUGUGUUAUAAUUUGGUUUACUCUGCUCGGUGAAAAGGUGAGCAGGUGUUGACAAAGGGGACUCUUUUUUGGACUCAGCUCUUGGAGGGCUUUGGGUUGGAGGCGGGACUGCUGGAUUGAAUGUGUCUAAAAAUGUGACUGCCACCUUUUUUGAAUGUUCAGUAUCACUGGGUAUCUGCCUAAAUCUGAUCCACAGACGUAUGUUGGUGUUUGUCUUUGUACGUGUGAAAUGUAUCUGGAGAAUUCUGCAUGCCAGAGAUUCUGGUGAAUGUUGAUCCCAACUUGCAGAGCCGUGACGACUGAGUAGAACCAUACUUCAUGAACAGUGUUCUUUUAUUUAGACCUCUACAGCGUAAUU
Messenger RNA from Scophthalmus maximus (turbot), 2889 nucleotides. RefSeq names its product ankyrin repeat domain 34Bb (gene ankrd34bb). The record is from RefSeq and is a predicted model, not a curated record. The coding region runs from base 217 to 1899 and encodes 560 amino acids. NCBI's taxonomy places the organism in Eukaryota, Metazoa, Chordata, Actinopteri, Pleuronectiformes, Scophthalmidae. Gene Ontology annotation, molecular function: protein binding. The transcript is spliced from 3 exons.